Molecule: messenger RNA, 807 nt
Organism: Sinocyclocheilus rhinocerous
Lineage: Eukaryota; Metazoa; Chordata; Actinopteri; Cypriniformes; Cyprinidae
Product: pre-mRNA-splicing factor CWC22 homolog
Exons: 6
Biological process (GO): mRNA splicing, via spliceosome
Cellular component (GO): catalytic step 2 spliceosome
Molecular function (GO): protein binding; RNA binding
Source: RefSeq, a predicted model, not a curated record
AUUGGUCCGGGCGUGUCUCUCUCCAGGGGUCUUCUGGCCAGGUCUACACUUCAGGCCCAGGCUGCCUCUCCCAUCUUCACCCAUGUGUACGCUGCUGUGGUGGCCAUCAUCAACUCCAAGUUUCCUCAGAUCGGAGAACUUAUUCUCAAGAGACUUAUCCUCAAUUUCCGGAAAGGUUACAGGAGGAAUGAUAAACAACAAUGUCUUACAGCAUCCAAGUUCGUGGCUCAUCUCAUCAACCAGAAUGUGGCUCAUGAAGUCCUGUGUCUAGAGAUGUUAACUCUGCUGUUGGAAAGACCCACUGAUGACAGUGUGGAAGUCGCCAUCAGCUUUCUAAAAGAGUGUGGUCUCAAACUGACAGAGGUCUCACCCCGAGGCAUCAAUGCUAUCUUUGAACGUCUGAGGAACAUCUUGCAUGAAUCAGAGAUAGAUAAGCGUGUACAGUACAUGAUUGAGGUGAUGUUUGCCAUCAGGAAGGAUGGGUUUAAGGACCACCCUAUUAUCCCAGAUGGGCUUGACCUAGUGGAGGAAGAGGACCAGUUCACACACAUGCUUCCUCUGGAGGACGAUUACAACACAGAGGACAUCUUAAAUGUCUUCAAGUUGGAUCCCAACUUCCUGGAGAACGAGGAGAAGUACAAAGCAAUUAAACGGGAAAUUCUGGACGAAGGAAGCAGUGAUUCUGGCGACGACGCUGGUGGCAGUGGAGAUGAUGAAGAUGAUGAUGAUGAGAAAGAUGAAGAAGAGGCAGCUGGAGAAGGUAGUUAUUUAAAACAUUUAUCAUAUGUCGCAUGUUCUGCCAUAUAG